AUGACUGGACGGUACAACGAACUAUCUAAAGCCCUUGAAACCCGACACAUAGACAUCUACGCAGUGCAAGAAACAUGGUGGAGUGGAAACAAAUCGUAUGACAUUGGAUGCAGUUACAAGUUGAUGUAUAAGGGCAUACACGGAUCAACUAGUGGCGUUGGCAUUAUAGUGUCAUUCAAGUUUGACAAUAAUAUCUCUGAAGUGAAAAGAUACAAUGAUCGUGUGAUGAAGAUUGUGUACAUCACAGAUGGCAGAAAAAUCCACUUUUUCAGUGCUUAUGCUCCACAAACUAGCCAAGCAACUUCCAUCAAGGACGCCUUUUGUAGGAUGCUUGAUGCAAAGACUGCUGAAGUACCCCCAGAAGAUUACAUCAUCAUCACUGGUGAUCUGAAUUGGCACAUAUGGUGCAGAAAGGAAGAACAUACCGCUCACGGUGGGCAUGGAUUCAGAGAAAAGGAUGACAACGAUCAGCAUAUCCUCGAUUUCUCUGAAGCUCAUAACCUGGCAAUUGCGAACACAUGGUUCAAAAAGCAUGACUCACAUCUAAUCACAUAUUACAGUGACAUUAACGCCACACAGAUCGACUACAUCCUCAUGAGACGACGUGAUCUCAAAGAUGUGCUUGAUGCACAGGUCAUCCCCUAG
Molecule: messenger RNA, 645 nt
Organism: Schistocerca piceifrons (Central American locust)
Lineage: Eukaryota; Metazoa; Arthropoda; Insecta; Orthoptera; Acrididae
Exons: 1
Coding region: 1-645 (214 amino acids)
Biological process (GO): chromatin remodeling
Cellular component (GO): nucleus
Molecular function (GO): catalytic activity
Source: RefSeq, a predicted model, not a curated record